This is a messenger RNA of Nerophis lumbriciformis (worm pipefish), 2392 nucleotides long. RefSeq names its product gamma-aminobutyric acid receptor subunit alpha-5-like. NCBI's taxonomy places the organism in Eukaryota, Metazoa, Chordata, Actinopteri, Syngnathiformes, Syngnathidae. Gene Ontology annotation, biological process: monoatomic ion transmembrane transport. The record is from RefSeq and is a predicted model, not a curated record. Gene Ontology annotation, molecular function: extracellular ligand-gated monoatomic ion channel activity; GABA-A receptor activity. Gene Ontology annotation, cellular component: membrane.
GUUUGUGUUUGUAAUGUGCGUGUCUGGCGAGAGCAGUCACUCUUUCGUAUCGUUUUCUGCGGCUGCGGGCGUCUGAACCACAAAUAAACUGGAGUAAUGGUAACUCCCAACGCAGUCGGCGUCGCGCUAACGCGGAGUCACCACGCCGGGCUCCUCAGAGGAGAGGCUGUGCCGAGUGAUGCCGCAGCUGCCGCAGCACCUCUGGAAGUGACGCGCGCCGCGGAAGAGAAGGAGCGCCGACACACGCGGGGGAGACGCCGACAUGCAGCGACAAUAACAAGAGGACGAGAAGCCGGCAACAAGAGGACGGGGGAGAUCUUCUUCGUGAACAAUGGACCAGCAAUCAGCUGCAAAGAAAGCGAGCAUGGCGUGGCUCCUCAUUCCCGCCGUCCUCCUGUUUGGAUGCCGACACGGCGCCUGUCAGUCGUCCCAGGAGGCUCAGAAAGAGGCCGCCGCCAACGACAGCACAGUGUUCACCAGGAUCCUGGACGGGCUUCUCGACGGUUAUGACAACAGGCUGCGACCUGGGCUGGGAGAGAACGUGACGGAGAUCAAGACGGAUAUUUUUGUCACAAGCUUCGGCCCGGUAUCUGACACGGAAAUGGAAUACACCAUUGAUGUGUUCUUCCGUCAGAGUUGGAAGGAUGAGCGCCUGUGCUUCAAAGGGCCGAUGGAGAUGUUGCCCCUGAACAACCUGCUGGCCAGCAACAUUUGGACACCGGACACAUUCUUCCUCAAUGGCAAGAAGUCCAUUGCUCACAACAUGACUACACCUAACAAGCUGCUGAGGCUGAAGGACGAUGGAAAUCUGCUUUACACUAUGAGAUUGACGAUAUCAGCCGAGUGCCCCAUGCAACUGGAGGAUUUCCCCAUGGAUUCCCACGCCUGUCCCCUCAAGUUUGGCAGCUAUGCAUAUCCGGUAUCCGAGGUGGUUUACACAUGGACUCAAGAUGCUUCCAAGUCCGUAGAGGUGGCAGAGGACGGGUCGAGACUCAACCAGUACGUCCUGGUCGCAAAAACAGCCGGCACAGAGGACAUACACACAAGCCGAGGUCAGUAUACAGUGAUGAUGGCCCACUUCUACCUGAAAAGGAAGAUUGGAUAUUUUGUCAUCCAGACAUAUAUGCCAUGUUUCAUGACUGUAAUCCUGUCCCAGGUGUCAUUUUGGCUAAAUAGAGAGUCUGUUCCUGCGCGGACUGUGUUUGGAGUGACCACGGUGCUGACAAUGACCACCCUCAGCAUCAGUGCCAGAAACUCCCUCCCUAAAGUGGCCUACGCGACAGCGAUGGACUGGUUCAUUGCCGUGUGUUACGCUUUCGUCUUUUCGGCCCUGAUCGAGUUUGCUACUGUGAACUACUUCACCAAGAGGAGCUGGGCGUGGGACGGCAAGAAAGCUUUAGAAGCGCAGCACCCAAAGAAGCGAGACCCGGCGGUGCUGUCCAAGAAACCCAACAACGUUUGCUCGUCAGCCGUCAACUACGCGCCAAACCUCGCCAAGGACGCCUCCAUAGCCACCAUCUCCAACACCACGGCCGUGCAGCUCCGCGCCACCGAGACCAAGAUGGCGGACCCGAAGAAGACCUACAACAGUGUCAGUAAGAUCGACAAAAUGGCCCGGAUAGUUUUCCCCGUUCUUUUCGGAACCUUCAACCUGGUGUACUGGGCCACGUAUCUGAACAAGGAACCAGGGGUUAAAGGAGUCGCUGUGUCAACCUAACCCCUUUUUUGAACGUUGUCUUUUUUUUAGAUGGAAGAAGGAAAUCAACUUUGGAAAGCCGCAAUGGAAUUCUGUCCUAUUUUCAUUUUUGUUGGUCUUUAUUUGCCUAAAUGGCCUGCUUGAUGGCAUUGUGACUUUGAACAGUGCUACGCUUCUUCUUCUUCUUCUUCUUCUUCUUCUUCUUCAUUCACCCUGCUGCAGUUGGCAUGACGCACUCCACAUAGCAGCUGUGAAAACCACAUACACGUACAUGCAUACAGCAUAUACAUACAAUACAUGUGUAUGUGUGUGCCGGCACAGGAGCACUCUGUUACUAACAAUCCACUUCCCUUUCCCGAUCCAUUUUUGGAAGUAGGCAUCACGUUGUUGCCAUGAGCUAAUUGCCUGAGAUGCUCUGCGCUUACAAAACUGGAGGAACUGCCAUAUUUCCAUGCAUUUAUUUAACAAGGUAUUUUUUCGGUGGAAUCCCUUCAGCCUUUUGUGCAUUGAUCAACUACUUUCAGCGCUUUGUUGUUGUGUUUUUAAAGUGAACCCCUUCUCCUCUCGGAAGGGAGUGAGUGUUUGUGCAUCUUAAGGCGAACAUUUAAAGCCUUGCACUGCAAGUCGGGUUCCCCCAAAAUGCCUCCUGUCUGGGAGGUGAUAGUAUAUAUAUAUAUAUAUAUAUAUAUAUAUAUA